AACAAUAUUCAGCAUACAAAAGUCAGCCGUGUUCGUACUAUCUUCUCUGCAAUUGCAUUCGCUGUCGUUACUGCCAAGUUAGCAUCACCAAUCUCUGCCACGCCCCAGAUCGACCCGACUAAAAAAUGUCCUACGCGGUGCUAUACUCAAUCAGCAUGCAAGCAGUGCCCUCCAUGGCAGAAUGGCAUUUAUCACUGCCGCCAACCAUGCUGUAAGAGAUGGAGCAAGGGAAUAGCUAUAUCAUAGUUUGGAGCAGAGAUGGUGGGACGACAAGUUCCGAGCUCAAUAUAAGCUUAUGUUAUAUGGCGUUCAAGUUGCAGCUUUGGGGGAGCGCGCGCGAGACGAUCUCUCCCAGAUCCCGAGUGAUGAGUUGAGGGUGCCAAUGCUCACUGGAUCAAUAAAAUGCCG
Messenger RNA from Suillus subalutaceus, 408 nucleotides. RefSeq lists its product as uncharacterized. Lineage: Eukaryota; Fungi; Basidiomycota; Agaricomycetes; Boletales; Suillaceae. The record is from RefSeq and is a predicted model, not a curated record. The transcript is spliced from 5 exons. The annotation marks the transcript as partial.